Molecule: messenger RNA, 423 nt
Organism: Zophobas morio
Lineage: Eukaryota; Metazoa; Arthropoda; Insecta; Coleoptera; Tenebrionidae
Product: SLIT and NTRK-like protein 4
Exons: 1
Coding region: 1-423 (140 amino acids)
Source: RefSeq, a predicted model, not a curated record
AUGGAUUUAGGGUAUAAUCAAAUCGAACACUUACCCAAUGGGUUUUUCGCUAACCACGACAACCACAUCCAGCUCAACAAUAACAAAAUUAAGACUGUGGCACGAAAUAUUUUUGGCUUUGAUGAUCUGGAUUUCGAGAGUUUGCUCUUGGGUGAUAACGAAAUCGAAGAAUGGAAGGACGAUUUUGUGAAGGGUGCUCAAAUAAGAUACGUUGAUACGUCAGGGAAUAAAUUAAAGUGCUUGAAAGGAAACUACGAGGACUUUUUUGUUGCUUAUAUAACUAAAAUUGAUGAUAACCCAUGGAACUGUGAAUGUUUGCUAAAAAUUGUAAAGUGGGCUGUUGAGAAUCACAGAGAUUUUAGAAUAGGCAUGACGAAAUCUGUCCGAAAAUGUAAUUCCACGGGUCAGUUCUCUACUAUCUAG